UAAAAAAACAAUUUUGGUUAAUUGAUGAGCUCAUCGGUGAAUUUAGGAAUUUGCCCUAAUAUUGAUGACACUCAAAAUUUGACAAUGACCUGACUUUUGACAUCUGACAUUAUGAUGAUACAUAACAUGUCAUAUUUCAUAUUAGACAAGUAAGUAGGGUGUUGUGAAUAUUUUAGAAAAUAAAAUUUUAAUUUAUUUACAACUAUGGGAAUUGGAAAUUGUUUCGAAAAUGUUAAUAUGCCAUCAUGCAUAUGGUUUGAUGGAGGCGACAAGAGGAACGCCUAUGCUUCUAUGUUGGCAGGAUUUUUGUUCUUUGCUGGAUGGUGGGCAGUAAUUGAUGCAGCAAGCGUGCAUGGAAAGAUACUAGCUGGAUAUCACAUGUGUGGAGUAGUUGGUACAAUAUCUCUCGUAAUGGUCAACUCUGUUUCGAAUGCUCAGAUGAGAGGAGAUGUCUAUGAAGGUGGAUGUUUAGGUCCCAGAGGCACUAAAAUCUGGUUGUUUUUGGGAUUUGUGAUGGGCUUCGCUUCAGUUAUCGCAUCUUGCUGGAUUCUUUUUGCAGAUUUCAUGGAGGAAGGUUAUCGUUGGUCAGGAGUAGCGCUGUUUCUUCAAAAUGCUCUCAUUUUCAUUUCUUCAAUUAUCUACAAGUUUGGAAGAUCUGAAGAUAUUUGGGGGUGAUUAUUCUCGAAAUUUUGUAUUAAUCUUAUGAAUUUCAAGUUGUGAUAGUUUAGUUGUAUUAUUUAUUUACAGCUUCAUUUAAUAAGUUUAAUAUAUAAUUUUUCAAUUAUUUGUAACCUAACUAAUACAAAUAAAAAUAAUUUUUAAUGUA
Leptinotarsa decemlineata (Colorado potato beetle) is the source of this 826-nucleotide messenger RNA. RefSeq names its product transmembrane protein 50B. The record is from RefSeq and is a predicted model, not a curated record. Lineage: Eukaryota; Metazoa; Arthropoda; Insecta; Coleoptera; Chrysomelidae.